Messenger RNA from Notolabrus celidotus (New Zealand spotty), 3607 nucleotides. RefSeq names its product NLR family CARD domain-containing protein 3-like. Gene Ontology annotation, molecular function: protein binding. NCBI's taxonomy places the organism in Eukaryota, Metazoa, Chordata, Actinopteri, Labriformes, Labridae. The record is from RefSeq and is a predicted model, not a curated record.
UGUGUUUGGAGGAGGAUCCAUAAGACAGACUCUAUCAGAUGUAACACUGUGUGUCAUUACAUAAAGUACAUGAUAUUAUAUUUGUUCCACAGAGUUCAGAGAUCAGAGGCUCCCAUUGGUCAGUCUGCCCAGCAGCAUCAAACACAGCUGGACUCCAUAUUGAUGCUGCUCCAGGAGAACAUCAUCAGUUUUGUAAAGACCGAGCUGAAGAAGAUCCAGAUAGUUCUGAGUCCAGAUUACCCAGAAUGCUUAGGGAGCCAGAGGGAGGAUGAGGAUGAAGAGCAGAGGAGGAGCAGAGAGGCCUUUCUGGAGAUCACUCUGCACUUCCUGAGGAGAAUGAAGCAGGAGGAGCUGGCUGACUGUCUGCAGAGCAGAACUGUUCCUGCUGCAGAGUGCAGACGUAAACUGAAGUCUCACCUGAAGGAGAAGUUCCAGUGUGUGUUUGAGGGGAUCGCUAAAGCAGGAAACCCAACCCUUCUGAACCAGGUCUACACAGAGCUCUACAUCACAGAGGGAGGGACUGGAGAGGUCAAUGAUGAACAUGAGGUCAGACAGAUUGAAGCAGCAUCCAGGACCCCACACAGACCAGAGACCACCAUCAGACAUGAAGACAUCUUUAAAGGCUCACCUGGAAGAGAUCAACCAAUCAGAGCAGUGCUGACAAAGGGAGUGGCUGGCAUCGGGAAAACAGUCUUAACACAGAAGUUCACUCUGGACUGGGCUGAAGACAAAGACCACCAGGACAUCCAGUUCACAUUCCCCUUCACUUUCAGAGAGCUGAAUGUGCUGAGAGAGAGAAAGUUCAGCUUGGUGGAACUUGUUCAUCACUUCUUUACUCAGACCAGAGAAGCAGGACUCUGCAGGUUUGAAGAGUUCCAGGUUGUGUUCAUCUUUGACGGUCUGGAUGAGUGUCGACUUCCUCUGGACUUCAGCAACAAUCAGAUCCUGACUGAUGUUACACAGUCCACCUCAGUGGAUGUGCUGCUGACAAACCUCAUCAGGGGGAACCUGCUCCCCUCUGCUCGCCUCUGGAUCACCACACGACCUGCAGCAGCCAAUCAGAUCCCUCCUGAGUGUGUUGACAUGGUGACAGAGGUCAGAGGGUUCACUGACCCUCAGAAGAUGGAGUACUUCAGGAAGAGGUUCAGAGACCAGGAGCAGGCCAACAGAAUCAUCUCCCACAUCAAGACCUCCCGAAGCCUCCACAUCAUGUGCCACAUCCCGGUCUUCUGCUGGAUCACUGCUACAGUUCUGGAGGAUGUGCUGAAGACCAGAGAGGGAGGAGAGCUGCCCAGGACCCUGACUCAGAUGUACAUCCACUUCCUGGUGGUCCAGUCCAAACUGAAGAACAUCAAGUAUGAUGGAGGAGCUGAGACUGAUCCACUCUGGAGUCGAGAAAGCAGGAGGAUGAUCAAGUCUCUGGGAAAACUGGCUUUUGAUCAGCUGCAGAAAGGAAACCUGAUCUUCUAUGAGUCCGACCUGACAGAGUGUGGCAUCAAGAUCAAGGAAGCCUCAGUGUACUCAGGAGUGUUCACACAGAUCUUCAGAGAGGAGAGAGGACUGUACCAGGACCAGGUGUUCUGCUUCAUCCACCUGAGCAUUCAGGAGUUUCUGGCUGCUCUUCAUGUCCAUCUGACCUUCACCAACUCUGGACUCAACCUGAUGGAAGAAGAACAACCCGCGUGCCUGAUCUCUAAAAUCUAUAGGGAAAAACCUGAACUGAAAUGGGUCCACCAGAGUGCUGUGGACCAGGCCUUACAGAGUCCAAACGGACACCUGGACUUGUUCUUGCACUUCCUCCUGGGUCUUUCACUGCAGACCAAUCAGACUCUCCUGAGAGGUCUGCUGAAACAGACAGGAAGUAGCUCAAAGACCAAUCAGAAAACAGUCCAGUACAUAAAGAAGAAGAUCAGUGAGGAUCUGUCUGCAGAGAGAAGCAUCAACCUGUUCCACUGUCUGAAUGAACUGAAUGAUCGUUCUCUAGUGGAGGAGAUCCAGGAGUCCCUGAGAUCAGGACGUCUCUCCACAGAGAAACUGUCUCCUGCUCAGUGGUCAGCUCUGGUCUUCAUCUUACUGUCCUCAGAGAAAGAUCUGGACGUGUUUGACCUGAAGAAAUACUCUGCUUCAGAGGAGGCUCUUCUGAGGCUGCUGCCAGUGAUCAAAGCCUCCAACAAAGCUGUGCUGAGUGGAUGUAACCUGUCAGAGAGAAGCUGUGAAGCUCUGUCCUCAGUCCUAAGCUCACAGUCCUCCAGUCUGAGAGAGCUGGACCUGAGUAACAACAACCUGCAGGAUUCUGGAGUGAAGAGUGUGUCUGCUGGAUUGGGAAGUCCACAUUGUAAACUGGAAACUCUCAGGUCAGUUUCUGUUGAUUCUACUGGACAGAAAUCUUUGAGUAUAUUUAGAAUUUAUAGACUUUUGCUUAAUCUUACUGUGUUUUCCAACUCCAGAUUGUCAGGGUGUCUGAUCACAGAGGAAGGCUGCGCUUCUCUGGCCUCCGCUCUGAGCUCCAACCCCUCCCACCUUAGAGAGCUGGACCUGAGCUACAACCAUCCAGGAGACUCAGGUGUCGAGCAGCUCUCUGCUCGACAGAAGGAUCCAGACAGCAGACUGGAUACACUGAGGGUGGACCAUGGUGGAGAGCAGUGGUUAAAACCUGGACUGAAGAAGUAUGUCUGUGAACUCACUCUGGACUCAAACACAGCAAACAGAAACCUCAGACUGUCUGAAGACAAGAGGGAAGUGACAUAUGUGAGAGAGAAUCAGUCAUAUCCUAACCAUCCAGACAGAUUUGACUACUGGACUCAGCUGCUGUGUAGAGAUGGUCUGACUGGUCGCUGUUACUGGGAGGUCGAGUGGAGAGGAGGGGUUGAUAUAUCAGUGAGUUACAGAGGAAUCAGAAGGAAAGAAGGCCGUAACGACUGUGUGUUUGGAUGGAAUGAUCAGUGCUGGACUCUGUUCUGCUCUGAUGAAGGUUAUUUUGUCCUUCACAAUAACAGAAGAACAGACCUCCCUCUCUCCUCGUUCUCUGACUCUGACAGAGUAGCAGUGUAUGUGGACUGUCCUGCUGGCACUCUGUCCUUCUACAGAGUCUCCUCUGACUCACUGAUCCACCUCCACACCUUCAGGACCACCUUCACUACACCUCUGUGUCCUGGGUUUAGGUUGCGGUCUCCUGGUUCCUCAGUGUGUCUGUGUUCUGUGUAGGACGGAGAGUCUCCUCCUCUCUACACAAACACAAACUGAGUAUUUGACUGUUUCUGUCACAUCAGCAUGAACGUCUGUUAUCAAAGAGCAUGACUCCACGGAAAAGUGUCAGACUGAACUUUAGUUAUUCACAUCUCUAUUGUGAAAAACAUCAAGCCUCAUUCAUCCUUUUUUCUUCUUCAACGUAAUCAAAGAAAGUUUGUGAGAACAGUCUGAAUCAGAUCCAUUAAACUGUUCUUCACCUGCAGAGAUUUCCCCCCCUGUGUUUAAACUGAUGAAGCCAUGUCCUCAUGAGACUGCAGGGUGGUUUGCACACAAACAUCCAAAUCAGACAGAAGCUGAGAGGAGAGCAGCAGGGAUCUGGUGAUGUACUUUGACUAAUGAUUUUUGUUUGAUGGAAAUA